This is a messenger RNA of Adineta steineri, 1944 nucleotides long. The record is from the annotation of a GenBank genome assembly. Lineage: Eukaryota; Metazoa; Rotifera; Eurotatoria; Adinetida; Adinetidae.
AUGGGUGGAAGUGGUUCAAAACAAACUCAUCUAUCUCUAACAUCAGUCACAUCUAAUCGUCGUAUCGUUCAAAAUUUUCUUCUUGUCUGGUUAGAUUCUGAUAUUGACGAAAUAAAAGAAGAUUAUCGUGAUGCUAUAACUCAUUUACGACGUAUUGUCAAUGCUAUAAAUCUAUUUACUGAUAUUCAUCAAUGUAUUAAUUUUCUAAAUGAAAUAAAAAAUGAAAAAGUAUUUCUUAUUGUUUCCGAUACACUUGGUAAAACUAUAGUGCCUUCAAUUCAUGAAAUAUCUCAACUUGAUUCAAUUUAUAUUUUUUGUAAAACUCAAACAAAUCACGAUCAAUGGACAAAACAAUGGUCAAAAAUCAAAAGAACUUUUACACAAAUUCUAUUACUCUGCGAAUCAUUAAAACAAGCAGCACAAAAUUGUGAUAAAAAUUCUAUUUCAAUGAGUUUUGUUUCAACACAUGAUGAUGUAUUAAAACAAGAUAUUAAUCAACUUGAUCCAUCAUUUAUGUAUACACAAAUAUUAAAAGAAAUUAUAUUCGAAAUAACAUAUAAUCAACGUUUUCGAAAAGAUUUAGCAUCUUAUUGUCGAGAAUUAUAUGUUGAUAAUAAUCAUGAAUUAAAAAAUAUUAAUAAAUUUGAACGUGAAUAUCAUUAUCAUACGCCUAUAUGGUGGUAUACAUAUGAUUGUUGUAUUUAUUCAAUGCUUAAUCGAGCAUUACGUAAUCAAGAAGUUGAUACAAUUAUAAAAAUGGGCUUUUUUAUACAAGAUCUACACCGAUAUAUUGAAAGAUUACAUAAAAAACAAUAUUUAAAUCAUCGCCAUCGAAAAUCAAAAUCAUUUAUUGUUUAUCGUGGUCAAACUUUAUCAAAAUUUGAUUUUGAUAAAUUAAUAAAAACUAGAGGUGGUUUAUUAUCAUUCAAUAAUUUCUUAUCAACAACAAAAGAACGUAAAAUUUCAUUAAAUUUUACUCGUCAUGCUAUUAAAAGUAAUUCGAAAUCAAUUGGAAUUCUAUUUAAAAUGAUUAUUAAUCCAUCAAUUUUAUCAGCACCAUUUGCUUCACUUAAUAAAUAUAGUUAUUAUAAAGAUUCGGAACAAGAAAUACUUUUUUCUAUGCAUACUAUUUUUCGUAUUAAUGAUAUCAAACAAGUUGAUGAUGAUGAUGAUGGCGAAUAUAAUGAUAUUUGGCAAGUUGAAUUAAUAUUAACAAAUGAUAAUGAUAAACAAUUGAGUAUUCUUACGGAAAAAAUACGACAAGAAACACAAGAAAAAAUCGGAUGGCCACGUUUAGGAAAUUUAUUAAUUGGAUUGGGUAAUUAUAAUGCAGCUGAAGAAGUAUAUGAUAUAUUAUUAAAAUCACCCGGAAAUGAUAUUGAAAAAGCAUAUCUUUAUCAUCAAAUAGGUGUUAUUAAAGAUAAUCAAUAUCAUUAUACAGAAGCGAUAUCAUUCUAUAAAAAAUCACUUGAUAUUUAUAAAGAAAAUUUUCAAGCAAAUCAUCCAUUAUUAGCUACAUGUUAUAAAAGUAUUGCAUUAGUAUGUAAUAAUAUGAAAGAUUAUUCGAAUGCACUGUUUUUUCAAUAUAAAGCACUUGAAAUAGAAGAAUAUAUCCUUCCACCAACUCAUCAUUCAUUGGCAACAUCUUAUAAUAACGUUGGUGUUAUUUUACAUCACACAGAAGAAUAUAAACUAUCACUUUUAUAUUAUCAAAAAACGCUUGAAAUUUGCAAGAAAAUUUUUCCUAAAAAUCAUCCUAUGUUUGCUAAGUGUUAUAAUAAUAUUGGUUUAGUAUAUCAAUCUAUGAAUGAUUAUUCUCAAGCAUUAUUAUAUUAUGAAUAUGCUGUUGAAAUUGGACAACAAUCAUUACAUACAAAUCAUCCUCAUCUUCAAUUGUACAAAGACAAUCUUGAAUUUUUAAAAAAGAAAUUAAAUGAAGAAUAA